Oryzias melastigma (Indian medaka) is the source of this 8068-nucleotide messenger RNA. RefSeq names its product matrix-remodeling-associated protein 5. Lineage: Eukaryota; Metazoa; Chordata; Actinopteri; Beloniformes; Adrianichthyidae. The transcript has 16 exons. Gene Ontology annotation, molecular function: protein binding. Bases 1 to 7326 code for a protein of 2441 amino acids. Gene Ontology annotation, cellular component: extracellular region. The record is from RefSeq and is a predicted model, not a curated record.
AUGGUGCUGUGCACCAGAAAGGUCUGCAGCCUGGCUGCAGCCUGGCUCUCUCUGCUCUUCUCAUCACUGCUGCUGCAGAAGGUGCAAGUUUCAACAGUUUUACUGAUUCAGUUUCCUGUAAACUUGCACCUUUUUGUGAUCCAUCAGAUAUCUCCUGUAUGUGGGGUCCCGUCCUGCCCGCGGAGCUGCAGCUGUCCUGCUGUCAAAGAGGUCCACUGCACUUUCAGACACCUCGCCGCCGUGCCGAAAACCCUCCCCAAAGACACGGAGAGGCUCAACCUCGGCUACAACAGCCUGACAGAGGUGGAGGGGUCAGAGUUCAGGCCCCUAAGGCAACUGGAAAUGCUCAUGUUACAUGGAAACGACAUUAGCUCGGUUCAUCCUGGGGCCUUCUACAGCCUGAGGUCUCUGCAGAUUCUGAAGCUAAGCUACAACAAGCUAACGUCGGUAAACGCGGGCAUGCUGGAAGGUCUGGUCGGUUUAGUCCGUCUUCAUCUGGACCACAACCUCAUAGACUUCAUCGAGCCUUAUUCUUUUAACGGUCUGACUUCACUGAAGCUCCUGCAGUUGGAGGGAAACCUUCUCAAAGAGAUCCACCCUCAUACCUUCAUAACUGUGUCAGUGCUGGGAAACUUUUGGACUUCUGGGCUCAAACACUUGCACCUGUCAGACAACUUGCUGGAGCAACUCCCUGCUGCAGCACUGAAGACUGCUCAAAGGUUGGAACUUCUCUCUCUACAUGGUAACCCAUGGACCUGUGACUGCCAGCUUCAAUGGCUGAUUGAAUGGAGUGAAGCACAUGAAGGAGUAAUAAAAUGUAAGAAAGAACGAGGCUCGAGUGAAAUCUGCCCUCAAUGCUCCUAUCCUCAACAUCUGAAUGGUACCCAGCUUCUAGGAUUAACUGCAGGCAAGCUUACCUGUGAGCGGCCACUUCUUCGAUCCCCUUUCAAGCAAUGGGACAAUCCUAUGUGGGCAGAGACAGAAGUAGAACCUGACCUGCCAUAUGUACAGGAUUUUGAGAAACCUCUGGGCCACCUGACCAUUGUUCUUUCUGACAGCCAUGGAAACAGUGCCCAUGUGGCGUGUGACGUACGUCAUCCAGGGGACAGCCCGCCCAUGACAUGGAGUGUGAAUUCACGGACACCUGGGGAACUUUCUGUGAACGUAUCACUGGUGACUGUUCUUGAGUGCGAGAUUGAUAGAGAAAAGUUACAAAACCUCUGGCAGUUGGUGGCCUAUUACUACGAAAGCCCUGCAAUCUUGGAGAGAGGUCAUCUAAGGGGAAAUACAAGUGGAGUUACAUAUCAAUAUGUCCAAGUGGUGAAUGAAAAUUCUCCGUAUUUCACAGAGCUAAAAGGAUAUUUGGUGGCAGAGCCUGCAUGGCUCCUUCAACCAAGAGUUGUAUUGAAACUAAACAGGCAGCAGACAACAACAAAGAAACUUGUGAUGGAUUUCACCACUUUAAUUACAAAGCAAAUCAACAGCAAUAGGGUACAAGAAGAUGGGGAGGACUUUGCUACAUCCUGGGCGUUACUUCGAAGAGGGAGUGCUGGGAGAAUUCAGACUGCUCUGGAGGGUUCAAAGGUUCAUUUGGAGUGUAGUGUUAUUACCUCUGACCCGCAAGUGAAAGUGGAGUGGAUACUUCCAGAUCUGUCCACUCUGGAGGACUCAAAUGAUAAAAUAGAACUUUCAGAAGAAGGACAACUUGUUAUUCUAAAUGCCUCUAUAUCUGACUCAGGUGUUUACCACUGUAUCAUCAGAACCAAGGCUGGUGUAGACCUAAUGCCACUAAGACUUACCAUCAAAGAGCGUUCUCUCAGUCCUACAGCCUUAAAUGGUGAGAAAAUCACAACCAAGACAGGAGGAUUUUUCUCUCUUCCUUGUGAAGUGACCUCAGUACAACCCAGUCAAACUAUGUGGUACCUGCCUAAAAACCAAGUGCUUCUUCCCACACAAAAGACAAGAAGAAUAGAAGUGACAGAGAAUGGGACGUUGGUUGGAAGGAAGCUUACACAAGAGGAUGCAGGCGAAUAUAGCUGUGUGACCUCUAAUCUGUAUGGAGUUGACAUGUUGUCUCAUGUAAUAGAAGUCACAGAAGUAAAGAAUUCUGAUGAGUCAAAAAUACAACCAGAGGGCCAAGAAACAAUCCCCACACUUAGUGUGGAGGAGGGAGAGGGAUCAGGGGGAGACUAUCAGGAAACCAUACGUCCGUUUGCAACAGAGCUUCCUGAGAAAGUGGGAACACCCCUAAAUAGACCUAACAGGUUUUUUAAAAAGACACCAAUGAAAAACUCAAGGAGGAAACCCAAUAAAUCAAUUAAGGAAUUAGAUCCAAAUCGUUGGGCAGAGAUACUAGCUAAAGCUCACGCUAAACCAAGUGCUCCUCUUCCCACAGAGCAGUCCCUAGAAGAUCCCAGUACUGUAAUGAUCCACAAAAUUGCAACCACACAUUCAACUGCUCUUGCAACCACAUCUGUUGACAAGGCUAACUCCCUUCAAGACAUUACAACACAUCUUGAAGCAGAGCCAACCAAGUUUUCUUUAGUCCCAAAAGUUGAAAGUAGAACCCAGUCAAACAAAGAGAAGAUAAAACAUCAUUCUAAAGGUCUUGAAGAAUCAGAAAUUCAAAUUCAUCAUUCUAGUUUUCCUGGAAGCACACCAUUAACUAAACUGCCAGCUGAAGAGAUCAUAGAAAAAGUAAGAGCUAUCACAAUUCCUCCUUUAAUAAGAACUACACAGGCUGGUUUAAGGCCAGGAAUUCAUCACUCAAAUGUUCCUGGCCGUACAAACAGAAGAAGACCCCCUUUUAGAUGGGGAAGACCCCCAAUGAGAAGAACCCAUCCAUACACCAAACCUCUGUACCAUCCACUUAAAAAACCCCAAACAACUGUUCGCCCAAUACCAACCACGACUUCAACAACAACCACCACCACCACAACAACAACUCCUGUUACCACUACAACAACCACCACAACCACUACAACAACCCCUGCUCCUACCACAACAACCCAUGCCCCAACUACAGAGGAUUACGAUGGACAUUUAUCUGCUGAGUACAACAUAGAUGAUGAGGACAACUAUUAUGAUGACUAUGAUUAUAAGAAUAGUGUAACCUUGAGUGAAAAUGAUGAUCUAAACAGUGAAACUACUUACAAUCCCAUAGGCAAUACCUUUACUCAAUCUCCAUCCUUUACUGAAACAGAUCCAAACAUAAGCAAAAACAUUGUUCCAACUCCAAAAACAAUUGCAAUUCCAAACCUUGAUAAUUCAUACUUGAGGAAAACUGAUGACUUUGUGAAUUUAAGGAUAACUGAUGUAAAGAGCACAGGAAUGAAGGGACAAACUAGAGGAAAUGACAAAGAUAACAUAAAGCCACAUGUAGUUGAUGAAAACAAGAAGGAUAUGACAGAAACAAAGGAGCAAGACAGACACAGAUAUACUGAUGUCAUUGGGAGAAAUGAAGAAAACGCGAGAAUGAAGAUGGUCACCCCGAGCUACAAUGUGCAAAAUAACAUCAGGUUGACCACCCGGAAUAGACCAAACAGACCUCUACCUGAACAAAAUAUACCAACACAUACAAGAACAUCAUCUGUGAAGAGUUUUUCAACAAAUACCCAAGAAGAACAUGAAAUCACUCAUGGCAAAGUUAAAAUGAUAAGCAAGUCAACUAAGAUCCCUGAGCCCCACAAUCCUUCCAAUAUGCAGCCACUCCAUCCUUGGCUUCUCCAGACCAACCAGGGAAAUGGAAAAUCUACCAAUUCCAGAACUAUAAACACAAACCAAAACAGAAAUACAGGCGUACAAACUGAAGUCAGUCAUGACAAAGUUUCCCAUCAUCCCAAAGUGUAUCCCACCUCCCACUGGUCUUCACACCACCGCCAUCCCCAUCACUCUUACCCCUUAAACCCUUCCUGGCCAAGCCAAAGGUUGUUUCCUCACUUGAAACAAGGUUCUGGAUCACAUGUUGCAGUUACCCACCGUCCCUGGCCUUUCCCCCACCCUUGGGUUCACAGCACUUUUGUGACAAAUCGACCAGAGAUCACAGCUGAAACAAUAAAACCUACUCCAACUAUUGCCAAAAUGGAAAACUUCAGGACUAUACCACCUAAACCACAUCAUUACAAUUAUGAUGUCAGCAGUCAAACAAGAGAUAAAUUACUCAUGUUAAGGCUGAGGAACAGAUACAGACAGGGUACCUACGGGUUUCUCCCCACAUCUGCUUCUUACCACUUCACCACAUCACACCCCGUUUAUGGAGGAAGACAACACAGUUUCCGACAACCCACACCUGCACCUCCUUUCCCAUGGUUGCGUGGAGCUGGGGGAGGUGGGAUGAAGCCCCGAAUCAACUCAUUAAAUACAGCAAGUAUGUCUGUGCUGGCAGAGACUGACGUGGUCCUUCCCUGCAAAGCCACUGGAAAUCCAGAACCCAACAUUGCAUGGACCAAAGUAUCUACAGGUGCCACUAUUCCAUCCAACACCAAGCAUGGCCCUCGUUUUGAAGUCUUCAGAAAUGGAACUUUCUUCAUUAAAAAUAUUCAACUUCAGGAUCGAGGACAGUACCUCUGCACAGCCCAGAACAAGCUUGGAUCAGACCGGAUGGCCAUUACUUUAACUGUUCAGACAGAGUCCCCAAAGAUUCAAAGACCUAAGUCCGCAGCAAUAGCAGUCUACUUAGGAAAAGGUGUGGCUUUACACUGCCUUGCUUCUGGAAAACCAGCAGCCCAAAUUUCCUGGAUUCUCCCUGACAGAACAUUUGUUCGAGAAGUCGGGACAGUUCACUCUGUUUUUUCUGCAAUAUCCCUUCUUCAGAAUGGGACCCUGCAAAUACAUUCUACCAACUUCUCCAGCAAAGGGGACUAUAAAUGUAUUGCAAGCAAUGCAGCAGGUGCUGAUACCAUCACCUAUCACCUCCAUGUUGCAGCGCUGCCUCCAAGCAUAAGUGAAGCACCAACAGACAGUCUUAUUGUUCAGCCAGGCAGAGAUGUGUAUGUUCACUGCUCUGUGAAGGGCGAACCAGCACCUAUUCUCAAAUGGAUGCUCCCAGAAGGUAUCCAUGUUAAGCCAUCACAGUUUCUAGGAAGCAGGUUGUACAUCUUCCCCAACGGAACACUGUUUGUGAAGAAUGUUUCUCCCUCUGAUAGUGGAAGGUAUGAGUGUUUGGCUACCAAUGCAGUAGGGAUUGCCAAAAGAACGGUCCAGCUAGAAGUGGAAGCACAAUCCUUUAUCUUCUCCCGCCAGCCUUCUCCUCCUCUUUCAAUUCCUUCAUCUCCCAACCAUGGCACUCCAUCUCGUCAACAUGUGGUCUCAGCUAUGUAUGGUUCUACUGUCUACCUCCACUGUCCAGAAUCCACUGGAUCAUUAAGAGGAACAGUUUGGCAACUUCCAUCCAAGGCCAUCAUUGAACACAGAUACAGCCCCGAGAGACCAAUUAAAGCUUUCCAUAAUGGGACUCUGAGGAUUCUCCAGCUAACAGAGCUGGAUGGAGGGAAGUAUUUGUGUAUUUUUCAGCGGCCCAAUGGUGAAGACAUGGAGCUCUUCCAGGUAGAAGUGCUGAUGACUCCUCCCAGAAUUGAACAUCUAAAGACUGCAAAGGCUGAGAUUACCUAUGGAGAAAAUUUCCAGGUGGACUGUGUUGCAACUGGUCUUCCUGAUCCAGAGGUUUCCUGGAGUCUUCCAGAUGGAACUAUGAUCAACAAUGCUCUUCAGUCAGAUGAUAGCGGUCUACGCAAUCGCCGCUAUGUCAUGUUCGAAAAUGGAACUCUGCUGCUCCAGCACAUCAACAAAAGGGAUGAGGGUGACUACACAUGCUAUGCUAAGAACAAACUGGGUAAGGACGAAAGAAAAGUGAGUGUUAAAGUGGCACCAAAAUCUCCACAAAUUGGAUUAAAAUCCCAAUCCACUGUUAUGGUAAAGAUGGGAGAAUCUGCCAAACUAGAGUGUAAAGCAACAGGUGAACCCACACCAAAAAUAAUUUGGAUCUCACCACAAAAGGAUGUAAUACCACUGUCAACAGAAACAUUUGAGAUCAUGAAUGAUGGGACUUUAAUCAUCAAGAAAGUAACUCUGGCGGAUGAAGGGAAAUAUGCAUGUGUGGCACGCAACUCUGUUGGUGAUGACAUUAAAUACACCACGGUUGAAGUUGAACACCAGGAACCCUUCAUCAAUGGAAUAAAAGGAAAGAGUUCAACAAAACUUUUGGGAGUCUCCUAUCAAACAGCUCUUAUGGACUGCAGAGUGGAAGGAAAACCUGAGCCCAAAAUCUGGUGGAUUACUCCUUAUGGGAUCUCUCUAACAACACCCUACCUUGGAGGUCGGUUCCAGGUUCACCAAAAUGGGAGCCUAGAGCUCAGAGGGGUAAGAAAGACAGAUGAAGGCAGAUAUACAUGUCUAGCUAAAAAUCAUCUUGGUGAAGCCUCGAUGUCAGUUGAGUUACAAGUAGCAUCCUUAGCUGAAAAGCCUAGCUUUGCUGUUCCCAACAUUGAAAUUUUACCCAUAAAACAAGAUGGUUCUGGAAUAGCCCUCAAGUGUCCUGCUCGAGGCAAACCAAACCCAGAACUUUCAUGGCUGCUUCCCAAUGGGACAAUGUUAAAACCUGGUCUACGUCUCCAACGCUUUACCCAUCAUCUCGGGAGUGGAACGUUGCAAAUCUCAAACCCUGUUGCGAAUGAUAAAGGAGUGUACCGAUGCAUAGCAAGAAAUGUGGCUGGACAAGCAGAGAAACGCUAUGCCUUGGAAGCUGGGAGAAAGCCAGUAAUCAGAGGAUAUACAGGUGGGAUGACGAUCACUUUUGGCCUCAAUCUCAACCUACCAUGCACAGUGGAUGGGUGGCCUCCAGCAUCAAUCACAUGGACUCUACCUAAUGGUGUGGUUUUGGACAAACCUCAGACCAUUGGGCGAAUAUCUUUCUUCAAUAAUGGGACACUCCAAAUCAAGCAGGUUGCCACUUUUGAUAAAGGAACAUAUAGCUGUAAAGCUUCCAACGCACAUGGAUCAACCACUCUGUCUUAUCCAGUCACAGUGAUGGUUUUCCCUCCACGGAUCACGACCACAAUGCCACCCAUUACCAAAAUUAUCCAAGGAACACCAGUGAUUUUACAGUGUGUAGCAAAUGGAAUGCCCAAGCCGGAUAUUUCCUGGACAUUACCUGGACGCACCACUCUGCUUCCACAAAACCGGUACACUGUGAGGGGAGGAAUUCAUAUAACACAGGAAGGUUACCUGGUAAUCCAAAAUCCAGUGCUCACAAACUCUGGCAUUUAUAAAUGCAAUGCCAAAAACGCUCUGGGGACAGAUUUUAAAUCCACAUAUCUACAAGUUGUUUGAGUGACACUUUACAAACACAAGAAGACUAUGAUUGUAUGACGACUGGAAAAAUAAAGACUCUGCUGGUUGAUUUUUAACUAACACUUUUGUCACUUCCCUUAGGGGUAGAAUUCAUUGCACAUCAGGCUUUGUCUCUAUAUUGUAUUGCUGUUGUGUAAUUUCCAGAGAUAUCAGAUAAUUAGCUGUGAUGUUAGUCAUGGGCUCAUUGUUGCAGACAGUUUAAGGAAGUAUAAUGUUGCAUUUGACUAUGAUCUGCCUCAUUACUUUGAAGGGUUGACCUCUCUCUGUUUCUACCACAGCUACUCAAUACUAAAAGCAGUAGAUCCAUCAUGAAAUUAAAGGUAGCUUGUUGUGUUUGAGUUUUAAAUUGUUAGCCACUUCCAAAUGAAGCAACAAACUACAGGUCUAUCAUUGCACAUCCAGUUGCCCUUUUAAUGUUAUAUUUUUUAGUAAAAAUUUGACAUUGUUGUAAUUUUAGUUUUCCAUAAGAGUAUUUUUCUUCAAGUAAAAGUAUUUUGAUCUGUGUAUUAAAUUUAUAUUUCUUUUGUCUGUUAUCCUAGCUUUUGUAGGAGUAUAAUUUUGUAUUUUUGCUGUUCAGAUGUUGAUUUUUUUUGCCAAAACAAAUUCCAUCUUCCACUAAGAAUCAUAUUUCCUUAAUAAUAUGUUACUAUUUUUUUAGCCUUGAGCUUGUCAAGUAAACUUUUAUGUUUUUGGUUGUGUGUGUUUGUUUUUCUUAAUAGGA